UAUAAGGUACACCAGUGUGGCAAGCUGUCUCUCAGAUUGCAUUUGCUUUCACGGAUCUGUUUAGUACUGAAAGGGAAAGGGGGAGGGGGAAAAAAAAGAAGGGAAAAGUGCUGCACUGAAUGUGAGAUCAUGCAAAAGCUAGUGCUCUAUGCUUCUAUUUACCUGUUCAUGCUGAUUUCGGUUGAUCCGGUGGCUCUUGAUGACAGUAGUCAGCCCACAGAGAACGCUGAAAAGGACGGACUGUGCAAUGCUUGUACGUGGAGACAGAAUACAAAAUCUUCCAGAAUAGAAGCCAUAAAAAUUCAAAUCCUCAGCAAACUGCGUCUGGAACAAGCUCCUAACAUUAGCAGGGAUGUUAUUAAACAACUUUUACCCAAGGCUCCUCCACUGCAGGAACUGAUUGAUCAGUAUGAUGUGCAGAGAGAUGACAGUAGCGAUGGCUCUUUGGAAGAUGAUGACUAUCAUGCCACCACCGAAACGAUUAUCACAAUGCCUACAGAGUCUGAUUUUCUUGUACAAAUGGAGGGAAAACCAAAAUGUUGCUUCUUUAAGUUUAGCUCUAAAAUACAAUAUAACAAAGUAGUAAAAGCACAAUUGUGGAUAUACUUGAGGCAAGUCCAAAAACCUACAACGGUGUUUGUGCAGAUCCUGAGACUUAUUAAACCCAUGAAAGAUGGUACAAGAUACACUGGAAUUCGAUCUUUGAAACUUGACAUGAACCCAGGCACCGGUAUUUGGCAGAGUAUUGAUGUGAAGACAGUGUUGCAAAACUGGCUCAAACAGCCUGAAUCCAAUUUAGGCAUCGAAAUAAAAGCUUUUGAUGAGAACGGACGGAAUCUUGCUGUAACUUUCCCAGGACCGGGGGAAGAUGGAUUGAACCCAUUUUUAGAGGUCAGAGUCACAGACACACCAAAACGGUCCCGCAGAGAUUUCGGUCUCGACUGUGACGAGCACUCGACAGAAUCCCGAUGUUGCCGCUACCCACUGACGGUGGAUUUCGAAGCUUUCGGAUGGGAUUGGAUUAUCGCUCCUAAAAGAUACAAAGCCAACUAUUGCUCCGGGGAAUGUGAAUUUGUGUUUUUACAAAAGUACCCCCACACCCACCUCGUGCACCAAGCCAACCCCAGGGGCUCGGCAGGCCCUUGCUGCACGCCCACCAAGAUGUCCCCCAUCAACAUGCUGUACUUCAACGGCAAGGAACAAAUCAUCUACGGCAAGAUACCGGCCAUGGUUGUAGAUCGCUGCGGGUGCUCAUGAGAUCCUCGUCAGAUCCGCCGCUUCACAAAUCGUGGAAGCUACCAAAAAAAAAAAAAAAAGAAAGAAAAAAAAAGAGAAAAAAAAAAGAGAAAAAAUAGAAAAAGUUGUACCCCCUCACCAGUCUUUCAAACUGUGAAGUUACGUACACAAGGCAUUGCCGACCUCCUGUGUGCUACCAGCACCAGCUACAGAACGUGAACUAAGGGACAAUGUAAUUACCUGAUGGCUGCUCGUAAGCCAGCAAAAGAGAAAAGCUACAAUCAAAAAUCACCGGAUUUAAUCCACCAAGUUCUUACAUUAUGAGGGAAUCAAUAUUCAGUCAUUUGGAUGCAAAUUUAUGUGCAGAUUUCAGUACACAUUGGUAAUCAAAGGCAAGCUCCUUCUCACCUGAGGACAGAAGGCUUUUAGGUUCUUUUCUUCUCAGCUUCAUUUAUUAUCAUAUUUACAGGAACAUAUAUACUGGUAACAUAUACGCCACUACACAAUACCACCAGAUUCAUCCUUAAACACUUGAAUAUAUAGUGCAUACUUGUGAAAUGUAUCAGAUGAAAUUCCACAUAAAUGGACAAACCCUGAAAUUAGGGAUGGCAUAAUGUAUUUAGCGUGUUUCCAUUCCUUUUUCUCAUUAGUAUGUUAGUAAUCAAUGGCAAUGGUGCUACGUAAGCAGGCUGAGUAAACAGAAAGAUAGUUAUAUAAGUGAAAGAAUUUAGGCUUAAUAAUGAAUUUGCCCUAUCCUCAGGUACACUAUUCAACAUUCGCAAGAAAUAGAUAUUUUUUAAAUUAAAAGGAAUAGUUUUCUAGCCAUAGAAAAAACAGAAGGCAGCAGAUAAAUCCAACAUUAAAAUUGCAGUCCCACAUUUUAACCUGCCUUGCAACAUUACCGUUUGCACUAUGGUAAACCAAUGCAAAUAGUUGGUUGCUACAGAUAUUGUUUAAAAACCACUUUGAUAUAACUGACUUGUGUAAUAUGUAUGCAUCAAUAUUUUGUAAAUAAAUGUUUAUUUUUUAA
Messenger RNA from Poecile atricapillus (Black-capped chickadee), 2266 nucleotides. It is a transcript of the gene MSTN, whose product is annotated as myostatin. The record is from RefSeq and is a predicted model, not a curated record. Bases 130 to 1257 code for a protein of 375 amino acids. Gene Ontology annotation, molecular function: growth factor activity; cytokine activity. Gene Ontology annotation, cellular component: extracellular region. Lineage: Eukaryota; Metazoa; Chordata; Aves; Passeriformes; Paridae. The transcript is spliced from 3 exons. Gene Ontology annotation, biological process: SMAD protein signal transduction.